AUGGCAAAGCUGCAUCGAAGGUACCGAUGGCUUGACGACGGCGAUCUGCGGCGUUCUGCGAGAACCACGAUUACGGCCGGUCCGGCCUCACGCUAUGCAUCCGAUGCGCCGGGAUGGCGGGAGAGGAGCGCCAGGAUGUUGGCAGGCAUGAUGUGUGCUAUGACGAGCACACUGUUUAUGUAUCAGGGGCAGGAGAUUGGAAUGAUCAAUAAGCCAAAGGAGUGGAAUAUUGGGGAAUACAAAGAUCUCGAGUCGAUCAAAUACUACAGCUCUGUUGCAGACCGCACCGAUAACGACCCUGAGGCUUUGGCGCACGUGAUGAAGAGUCUACAGAUCUUUCAGCUGAUUGUUGAUUACGUGAUCGGAUACUUCGAAUGGGCUGCGCGAAAGACCUUGGACGUUGAAACAUAUACUCAGUUCCAGUAUAGGGCAGCAGGAGAAUGGACGAGCAUUCUCGGCUUCAAAUUCUCAGCCCCUUUUUUCAUCAGUCCCUGCGCUAGCGCCGGUAUGAUCAGUCCCGUCGCUGAGCGUGGGCUUGUGGGGGGUGCUGUGCUGGAAAUGAAGGCAUUUUUUAUAUGCGUCUUGAACAACAUAGCGGCGUACGUAAAUAUCUUCCAAGAAAUCGAGCAGAUGGGAGCCAAGGCUAUAGCGAUCACCGUCAACUCUGCGGGUGACCCACGCCCGGCAGCGUGCGAUGCGAUGCGAUACCCUCCCAACGUCAACCUGGAUAGCGUGCAGCGCUGGGCCUACACGACCUGGGACUACGACCGCGGGCUCCAAAGCCUGACCCCGCUCCCCAUCUUCUCCAAGGGGAUCGAGACCAUCGAAGACGCGCGCAGAGCCGGGCGGGCCCUCGAUGUCUCGCCCUCGCUGAUGGAGAUCGCCAUGGAGAUCUUCGAGGAGGACCCCGAGGUCGUCAAGCAGGUGGAAGUGUACGCGCAUCCGCCACAGGGCCGUUUUGAUUCGACCGACAACUUGGAAUGUUACGCAUAA
This is a messenger RNA of Drepanopeziza brunnea f. sp. 'multigermtubi' MB_m1, 993 nucleotides long. Lineage: Eukaryota; Fungi; Ascomycota; Leotiomycetes; Helotiales; Drepanopezizaceae. The record is from RefSeq and is a predicted model, not a curated record.